AUGCCCCCUGGUACAAAGCAAACAAAGCGCAAAAAGCGCAAAAACCAUAAACCAAAGCGCACGCCCCUCGCCGCCUUUUUCGCUCAAUUCAAUUCAUUCUCUUUCGACGAAAACCAGUCCUCAAACAAGAACUUAGACCGCCUCAUCAAGGUCCUGAGAUGUGAUGUCCAAGAUCCGGAGAGGCGCGAAGUAUGCAAGGGGUUCAAAGACGCGCUCGUUCAGGAAUUCAAUGAGCGUUUCGGGAAUGACGGAAACAAUAUUUCGAACUGGCAGAAUUUAUGCCGUGUGCUGAGAAUCGAUCCUGUUCCGGAUUCAAUUGAGGCGUGUCGUCACUGCGUUUGGGACACGCGUGUCAACCUUGUAGACCUGGUUGAUUCAGCGAGGACUGGGAAGCCUGCAAAGCUGUUUCCGACCUUGGGAGAGUUGACAGCAUAUACUCUCCAGGAACCAGAGAAAUUCUUUCCGAAGGAGAAUAUGUAUCAAGGCGGGAAGGAGUUGCUAAAGGAGAUCACAGACCCGCACUUCGGGAAACGGAUGAAUGGGAGUGCGAAGAGAAAAGAAAGAAAGAAGAAACAGAAGGCCGCAAGGGCAGCAGCAGGAGGUGACUGAAUGUAUGUUUAGUGGUAAAAACUGACCGGAGCUGUCUCUUUGAAUUCGUUUCGCAACGUUCACUUUCAUUACCUUC
Molecule: messenger RNA, 685 nt
Organism: Suillus fuscotomentosus
Lineage: Eukaryota; Fungi; Basidiomycota; Agaricomycetes; Boletales; Suillaceae
Exons: 3
Coding region: 1-609 (202 amino acids)
Source: RefSeq, a predicted model, not a curated record